Messenger RNA from Oreochromis niloticus (Nile tilapia), 795 nucleotides. RefSeq lists its product as uncharacterized. The coding region runs from base 4 to 639 and encodes 211 amino acids. NCBI's taxonomy places the organism in Eukaryota, Metazoa, Chordata, Actinopteri, Cichliformes, Cichlidae. Gene Ontology annotation, cellular component: external side of plasma membrane. The transcript is spliced from 3 exons. The record is from RefSeq and is a predicted model, not a curated record. Gene Ontology annotation, biological process: cell surface receptor signaling pathway; positive regulation of T cell proliferation; immune response.
AAGAUGAUCUGCAGGAUCUCGCUGCUCCUCAUCUUCACCUCGUGUGUCUCUGGAUCAUUUGUAGUGAAUGUGACUCAGACCUCCUGUCAGGCAGAGGAGAACCACAACAUCACACUGGAGUGGACGUUCACAGUAGAAACAGGCAGAUCCCCCACAUAUCCAAACAUCUACUGUGAACUCAUAUCUGAUGAUAAACUGUCAGUCCUGUAUCGUGUCCAUAAUGGUGCUGAAGUCUCAGAGUCUCAGGAUGAAAAGUUUUCAGGACGAGUUCAGAGUGACAAAGACGCCCUCAGAGAAGGACGAAUCAGACUCCAGCUGUGCAGACUCAGGACUGAUGACUCGGGUCGAUACAGAUGUCAAGUAAACACAGAUUAUGGCUUCAGCUCUGCGAGCUGUAGACUCAACAUCACUGCAGCUGCUGAUCAGCUCACAACUGAGAGACCAACUUCACCACCACAAGAAGAGAGAGAGGACUGCAAGAUUAUUGUAAUUAGCCUGACAGCAGCAGCAUUAUUAACUCUGAUUGUGUGCACUUUACUUUGUGUUGUUCUUAGAAAAGUGCCAAAUUUCUGUACAGCUGUCAAGUUUCAUGAACCCUCAGGGACAAAGUCACUAAACCAAGAUACUUCCUGCCUUUGACGUCUAUAUGAUCUAGUUGAUAUGAACUGUGUAAAUGAACUGGUUCUUAUAUGUUGUUUUCAUACACUAUACAACUUACCUCAUUCACACAAAUUCACAGAAACAUUUUUAUAUGUUUUUCUAUGCAAGUCCUUUUUGCAUAACACAAAUAGAUAA